Molecule: messenger RNA, 3888 nt
Organism: Xiphophorus couchianus (Monterrey platyfish)
Lineage: Eukaryota; Metazoa; Chordata; Actinopteri; Cyprinodontiformes; Poeciliidae
Gene: rab33ba
Product: RAB33B, member RAS oncogene family a
Exons: 2
Coding region: 382-1110 (242 amino acids)
Biological process (GO): Rab protein signal transduction
Molecular function (GO): GTPase activity; GTP binding
Source: RefSeq, a predicted model, not a curated record
CAUGCGCUAAUGCCUUCUAACAAAAAAGGAGGGCGAUUAUGUAUGGAGCUUAAGUUUCCAACAAUUUUUACGCGACUAUGAACGUCUCAUAAAUGUUAUCUCGCGAGAAGAAGAUCCCUUCGAGUGCAGUACGUGGCUUCACAGCUGGGCAGUGGAGGUUCAGGGGUGUUUUAGUUCGGAGGUGGAGACACAAUGUUUACAUUUACAGUAUCCGUUCAUAGAUAACUACCAGCUGAUAUUUACACACCGUCCGAGUCUGGAAGUAAAUGUGAGAGGCAGCCGUCUUCGAGAAAGCUCUUUAGCGUCCGCCUUUCUUCCUUUCCCCGGGGAGCGGCAGUUAAGGAGCCUCCGCCGGCGUGUGAGGUCACUGGUCGGCUCGACAUGGCAGAGAGCGGCUCAGCAGCUGAAUUGUCCGGCUCCCUGACGAGCUCGGCUCUUCCGCCACCCAGGACCCGGAUCUUCAAAAUCAUCGUCAUCGGGGACUCUGGCGUCGGGAAGACCUGUCUCACCUUCCGCUUCUGUGCGGGCAGGUUCCCCGAGAAGACCGAGGCCACGAUCGGGGUGGACUUCAGGGAGAGGCUGGUGGAGAUUGACGGAGAGAAAAUCAAGAUCCAGCUGUGGGACACUGCCGGCCAGGAGCGCUUCAGGAAGUCCAUGGUGCAGCAUUACUACCGCAACGUCCACGCCGUGGUGUUCGUCUACGACGUGACCAACGCCACCAGCUUCCGCAGCCUCCCCGCCUGGAUCGAGGAGUGCAAGCAGCACGCCCUGGGAACCGAGGUGCCCAGGAUCCUGGUGGGGAACAAGUGCGACCUGCAGGACUCUGUCCAGGUGGGCACGGACGUAGCGCAGCAGUUUGCGGACGCUCACUCCAUGCCGCUGUUUGAGACGUCCGCCAAGAGCCCCAACGGCCUGGGAGACGGGAGCUACCGCGACAGCGACCACGUCGAGGCCAUCUUUAUGACUGUGGCCCACAAGCUCAAGUCCCAGAAGCCUCUAGUGCUGAGCCAGCCGGCCGAGGGGUCGGGAAGCACCGUCACCCUGAGCGGAGGGAGGAAUGACGGCGGCGACGGGGGCGGAGGCAGAGGGUGGAGCUGUAGCAGCUGCUGAGGACUCAAACUCCACUGGCUAGUGGACUCAAACUAGCCAGUUUGAGGACUCAAACUGGCUAGUUUGAGGACUCAAAACUCUGGAGGAGCAGGUCCUGGAGGACCUGCUCCUCCAGGUCUUGCUCCAGACCUGGACCAAGGAGAGGAAAACUACAGAGCACUGAUGAAUACCACAGUGUGUUAGGGCCAAUGUAGAUAGAAAAAGAAAGGAAGAGUACAUACAAAAACUCAGACAUUUUGAGAUUAAUCUCAGAAAUUUUCUAGAAGAAAAUAAGGAAAUUUUCUGAGGUUGGAAAGUUGAAAAUUUCCUUAUUUUAGAAAAAAAUUCAAAUGUUGCAAUUACUCAGAAAUUUGCUAGAAGAAACAUGGAAGCUUCUCAGUUUGAAAAGUCAAAAGUUUGCUACAAAAAUCUGAGAAUUUUUUUAAUUAAAAGAUGCAAAUUUUCGACUUAUAAAACUCAGAAAUAUCCAUGUUUUUGUUCUAGAAAAUGAUGGAAAUUUACUCCUGUUUUUCUCUGUCUACGAUGGCCCUUGUACACGUUGUAGAUGAACCAUACUGCUUGUUUACAUGAUUUCCUUUAUGCCAUCACUUCACUCAGCUGUUUCCUGGUCAGAUCAUGUUGUCCAGAUAUGAUCUGUUUCACUGCCAAAUAUCCUGUCCAACCCAUUAGUACAGUGGUUCAUAAACCUGCUCCAUGCACUCCUGAUGCAUUCAUGACCUCCUCUGCAGACCCUCACUGCUGCAGGAGCCUGUUACUCACCCAUUCUUUUAAAUCAGCUGUUUGGAAGCAAGGUGACACCUACAGCAUGCAGGGCUGAGGUAGUGGAGGAUCUAAUUUUCCCAUAAAAACUCCCAUAUUUUAGCAGUAAAUUCCAAUCAAAGGUGCUUUAUUUGGUUGUUAGAGACCAGAAGUGAUUGUAACAGAACCAUCUCCACCUUAGUGAGCAGAGAAGAGACUCAGGAGGAGGAGGAGGAGGACCGGUCCAGGUAGGUCCACUCUGGUUGGCAGCACGGUUCGAUGCCUUCAGGGCUCACCUCUGUUCUUUGGAUUUUCCAGUUAUGUCAGGGCAUCUGAGUGAAACGUGAGUGAAAUGGAAGACACUGAGCACAGAAGCUGAUUAAUCUUUAUAUAUGGUGGUUUGGUAUCCAAGGUGAUUGUUUAAUCAAACGAAUUAUCAACUGGACAUUCAGCUGCUUUUGUUUUUGCAUUGAUUUUACCGUUCAGUGGCUUUAUGUUGGUGUUGUUUUUUAGGAGAACAGUGAGCUUCAUUAGAAACGAGCUGGGAUGAUGGUAGAUUAAAAAAAAACAGAGAUUAGCUGGAGCCUGGACUGCAGCGAUGUGAAUUCCUGGAUUGGUUCUGAGCUCCUCCAUAGUUGGCCCAUAGUUGGGUCAGUAUGAGCCUCUCAGUGUGAUAAGAAAUGAAGAUUCAGCAGUUUCAUUUAGGAGGAUAUUGAUCAUUUAUCGGACCGAUAGAGAUAUGUUAAAACAUGACUAAUAUCAGCCAAUCCCAAUGUUAGUGCUGAUAUAUUGUGCAUUCCUACUUAAUAAGAGUGAUGAGUUGUGGCCCUUUAGAUUUCACACCAUGACUCUUACUUUGUUGCUACUUGAAAUAUUUCCAAACAGCCAAAUUAGUCUUUCUUGGAACAGUAAUGAAAACUUUGAAACUGUAACUUUUUUUUAUUCUAUGGUGUGUGUUGUUACUGGAAAACAGCCCACUGACACUGGGAUGUCGGUGUUAGUGGAAUGUGAGUGAAAUGUUCACACCUGCUUUUGGAACGCCUCUGAACAAAAUGAUAAACAGGAAGGAAUGCGGUGCUGCUUUAGCUGCUGACCUAAAGGGAUAAUUCAGCUUUGAAUUCUUAUUCACUUCUAUACAAAAAGACUUUAUUCAGGGAAUGAAAUGUUUUCGUACCUCAUAUCACCAAGUAUCUUCAGAGUCGCUGUGGAUGCUGAUGCCAGCUGCAUCAUUCAGCCUCAUGGUGGUAAUGACUUGAGACUGAUAUAACUGAUAUAAAUAAUAUAAUUUAUUAUUUAAUGUAUUAUGUCCUAGAUGACACAAUCAACUGUUAGCAAGCAAUGCUAAUCACCCUCCUUUGAUUUUGCUGUUCUUAUUUAAAUGUCUGUAUAUUGCAGGUAGUACUUUACUCUGUAACACAACUCUAAAAUAUGAGCUAUCCCUUUAACUCAUCAGCUGAAGUGGACCAAAACCUGUAUUUUAAUGGGACAAUUCAGCUCUUCAUUAUUUUCAAUUAUUUCAUCGUAGAUCUGGAGCCUUUUGACACAUAAUGCAUUCAGGGAUCCAGAACGCACCAGGAAUCAGACACUUUGUGCAGGCUUGCACUCCAUCGUGUACCUCAGGCGUCUUAAUGUGUAGAAGUGUUUUCCUGAAUAUGAAAUAAGCUUGUAUAUUCAUACAGUGACAGCACCAACCUGCAUCUUGUUUGCCUUAAGCUGCUGUGUGACCACAGCUGGUCCUGUGGUUCUGCUGAUGAUCGCCUCACGCUUCACUCCGUCGCCGUCUAUCAGGACUUUCUGUUCACAUGAAGAACCUAAUCAAGCCUUUCUGUGGCCUGUCAGCACAAGCCAGACUGAGUGCUUUCCUCUGAAUCUGAUCCAUUUGCAUCGUGUUUCGACCUGGUUCCUCAAGGAAAUACUGCUGCUGCUCUUGAUGUGACUGAAAACAGACUGACAGCUGCACCCUGGAACACAGUUAAACAGGAAUGCACUUCCUUUCACCAUACAUCACCUUGCAAUAAAUGUCUUGUCUUAAGCUGUCAA